Penicillium bovifimosum is the source of this 1071-nucleotide messenger RNA. RefSeq lists its product as uncharacterized. The record is from RefSeq and is a predicted model, not a curated record. The transcript has a single exon. NCBI's taxonomy places the organism in Eukaryota, Fungi, Ascomycota, Eurotiomycetes, Eurotiales, Aspergillaceae. Bases 1 to 1071 code for a protein of 356 amino acids.
AUGAUGCGACCGCGCGACCCCCGCAUUCGGCAACGGAUCAACCAGAUCUCCCAUAACCUUGAGACGGCCAACGAAACCGCGCAAGAAGGGCUCUAUACUUUCUCCCACAAUUACAUAUCGCCCUGUCUUUCAUCCAUUGGCAACUGCAUGGCAGCAUGCACAGCUCCCUGCCUCCCGAGCCGCGAAGACCACCUAAGGCGACGACGACGCGGCCAAGCCGAGGCCAGCUUUGAUUUCUACGAUGAUUGGGACAACGAAGAAGAGGACGAGAGCUUAUUGGGGUGGGGUACCGGCGAACUUGACCGCCUCCUUGCUGGCAGCGGGCUGGCCCGCGGAGCUGCAGACCAGCCACGCCAGCAGCGGAGGAUGAGCUACGGAACUCGCCGACGAAGGAGUACUGUGCUUAUCCCCGACAAUCGUGUUGACCCUACUUUGAUCCCCAGCUCUUCUGUCCUUGGAUUCCUCGAGCGCUUCCCCUGGAGGUUCGGUGCAAGGGGUGUCAAAUAUCGGCCGUCGGCUGCUGAUCUCCAGGAACAUCCAGGCAGCCGGCACUAUACGCACGAAGAUGAGCCAUUAAUGGAAGGUUUGGAUGAUGAUGCCGGUCGAUCAUCUCCUACUCCAAACCGGAGGAAUCGCAGCGCUACGCAAUCUUCCCGCGGAACGGAAAACUCACUGAGCUCGCGCGGGGAUUUAUUCCCUAGCGACGAGGAAGAAGAUGCAGUACCGCUAGAUGAUGAGUUUGCACUUGCUUUCGGGCGUCGGGGAACGGGCCUAGAAUCAGACGAUCAGUCUGGUGCCAGGCCUGAAACCGUGAAGUCAGCAUCUGCGUCCAGUCUCGGUGAUACUUCCUUGCAAGCGAAGCAGAAGAAGAGGCGCCCUCCGAAGCGGUCACCUAGUAGCAAUGAGGUCGCAAUCUCUCCAGGUGUUGAAACGCCGUCAUUGGCAGAUCUGAAAACAGAGGAGCAGCGCGCAGCAUUGGAAGAAGAAGCCGCCAUAGAGAAGAAGCGGCUUGCUGCACAUGAGUUGGCUUUGCACCGAGGCCUUGAUCUCGGAGGCGCUGAUAAGGUAUGA